AUGACGAUGGGCGUGGGCACGUUUCGGUGGAUGGCCCCCGACGGUCCGUCCCUCCGAGAGCGCGUACUCACUCGCAUGCUCCUCUCAGAGUUUGACUCGCACCACAUUCCGUACCAAGAUUUGACCAACCCGACGACGGGCAAGCCGCUCGCAGACCCCGCGAUCAUCGGUGGCGUCUUGAACGGCUCGAUCAAGCCGACUUUCAGCGAGACGUGUCCGGUUUGGGUCAAGGCGCUGGCCGAUGGUUGUCUUCAAUUCAGCGCAGUCGACCGCCCGACGAUCUACGAGGUGGCAGCGACAUUAGCCAAAAUCCAAGUAGCGUGA
This is a messenger RNA of Saprolegnia parasitica CBS 223.65, 324 nucleotides long. RefSeq lists its product as hypothetical. The coding region runs from base 1 to 324 and encodes 107 amino acids. The record is from RefSeq and is a predicted model, not a curated record. The transcript is spliced from 2 exons. Lineage: Eukaryota; Oomycota; Saprolegniomycetes; Saprolegniales; Saprolegniaceae.